AUGAAUGGUCGCGACCGCAGUCGUGGUGUGACGUCUAGUCAUGCCUCGGACGGUCGCAAUGGCUCCGCCGAUGCCUCCAUGUCACGGGCUGAGAAGUUCGAGGACGAGAAGAAGCGCAUUGUCCAGAGCUGCUACUCCAAGAAGGAUAGUGAUGGCACUUUGGUCGAAUCCUAUAUCACCCACGUCCGAAUCACCGAGGAUUCCCAGUAUCCCUCUGCCCCUGCCCCUCCGAGCUCGGCUACCGAGAACAAGAAAGCACGGGUCAUCAUAGUCUCGGUACGGAGAUCGGGCAGAGUGCGCAUGCACAAAGCCCGCGAAAACAAUGACGGAACGUUCUCCAUCGGCAAAACAUGGAUGCUCGAUGACCUCUCCUCAAUUCAAUCCUACAACGCCUUGAUCCCGAAAACCCCGACCGAAGCUCAGCACAAGGAGUGGGCAUCAAAUGUUGGGUUCGUGGUGACGGUGGGAAAACCAUAUUACUGGCAUGCCCGGAGUUCCAAGGAGAAGGAGUUUUUCAUUGGCAGUUUGGUCAAAAUCUAUAAGAAAUACACCGGUGGCAAGGUUCCGAAUCUCAUUGGAUUUGACGACAGGGAACGACAACUGCUCGCAGGAGGUGCGCCGUCAGCGCCAUCGGCGCCACCAGUUCCGCCAGGAUCAAGGGGUGGUGAUGGAUCCGCGCCUCCGCUAUCCAAGUCUGCCCUUAUGAGCCGUGAUGUCAGUCGCGAUUUGACUCGUGUUCCAAGUCGUGAUGCGAGUCGCGAUGGAAGUCGUGCCUCGAGUCGUGAUGGUUCCCGAGAAGUUAGCCGCAAAGUAUCUCAAGAUCCAACUCUCCGAGUGCAACGAAGCCGUGACCAGCUCUCCCAACCAUCGACCAGCCAAGGCAACCUUUCUAUCUCUGAGUCAACUUCAAUCCCGCCAUCUACUAUUGUAUCGGGUCAAAGGGAUCUACCGCCGUCUCGUGGCAAUGAUGUUCCCGCAGUUGUUGUCCCUGCCUUGUCAGCGGAGUCAAUAAGCAAAGAGUCAACGUCUCCUGCUGCCGCCGAAGAAAAACGCCCAUCUACCUCGUCACGAGCCGAAGAGCCCGUCCAGAUGCCGCAACCGUCUACUUUCCAAACAACCCAAGCUGUCGGAUCUACCACGCCAGGGGCCAGACACGAUAAUCUUCGACCAAGCGUCGGUCCCGCACCCGGUCCCCUUCCCACUCCCACUAUGGUCCAACAGACAUCCUCUCAGAGUCGGGAUACGUCAGAUACCACCGACAUUGGAUCAAGAGAGCCCUCUAAAUCAGCCAUACCCGAUGCACGUUAUUCUCUUGCACAAGUUUCAGAUCCCGCCGUGGCAGCAGCUUUCCUGGCUGCUGGAUCGCCUGUGGAAGCACGCAAACGUCCAGUUGAAUUGUCGGCUGGCUCUCCUGCAACCGCGGCUACUCCAGCUGCACCUGCUCCGGCUUCUCCCUCGGCAGUUACUCCAGCUGCGCCCGCUCCGGCUUCUCCCCCUCCUGUCACUCCAGCUGCACCUGCUCCAGCUUCUCCAUCUACAAUAGCGCCGUCUAUAAAAUCUCCUACUUUGACAACGCCCACUUCAGCAACGGCACCUCCAGAAUCGCCUGUCGAGGAUGUUCCCGAAGCACACCGCCCCGGCCUGGGGCCGAUGGUGAAAAAGAAGUCUGCGAAAGAUAUCGCCGGCGCUUUCCGAAAGGCUGCUAACGCCUAUGGUGCUUUCAAGCCAAGACCUGGUGGGGCUGGUGAACGACUGCUGGCAGCCGCAAAGAAGCCACAGGAACCCGAAGCCGCCGAGCCAGAUGGCAUUACCGGCGUUGUCCCCGCUCCGUCAUUGACUCGGUCCGGCACCGAGCCAAAGAGCCCGGUUGCUGAAACAGCAGACAGAGAGCUGUCUGCCCCAGACAAAGAUGCAACUCCCAUCGUCGAGGUUACCCAGCCUGCAUUAGGGGAGACUGCGGUGGCUGCUGCGGUGGUCGCCGAAGAAUCCAGAGAUACCUUCCCAGGUACUGUCAGGGUUAUCACGGACGACCGUUCCAGAACGCCAUCGCCGUCAGGUCAGGGACGUCGCCGAAGACGCCAAGACAACACGCUCAAGUACUGCCAAGCCCUUGGAAUUGAAAUCGGCAUUCUUGAUGGGCGCGCCAUUGAUUUCGAUGAUAUUCUCUCCGAGCUUGGCUGGAACGGGCGAUUAUCUGAUGAAAAGAGGAUCGAGGAUCUCGAAGCAGAUGUUCGUCGCGAAGUUGGCCGUGUUGAGGCCGUCAGCUGGCUAGGAAAUCUUGAACAGCAAGAUGGAAAAGUGGAGCAACUUGCCAAGUUAAUUGACAAGACGGUCGAGGAGUGCGAAGAGCUGGAUGGUCUGUUGACAUUGUACUCGCACGAAUUGAACACUCUUCAUGACGAUGUGGCAUAUAUCGAGGCGCAGGGUCAAGGUUUGCAAGUGCAAACAGCCAACCAGAAGCUACUCCAGAACGAGCUACAGAAUCUUUUGAAGACGCUCUCCAUCUCCGGUAAUGAAUUGCGGCCACUGAAAGAAGCUUCGCUGAGCAAUCUUGACGGGUUGAGGGAGACGGAAGGUGCACUUGCGAUUCUGUACAAGGCGAUGGUCAUGAUCGAUUCCGAUAUUGGGCAAAACAAAAAGCGCUUGGUCGACAGUGCGGGCGACCGUGGCGGCGUCGGGGUCUAUGCUAAUACGGAUAUCGGUCAGAUGCGUGCAAUCAAGGAGAAGAAGGAAGAAUACCGCUCUGCGGCCUCAAUGUUCCUCGGGCGAUUCAAGCAAUUCAUGAGUCUGGCUUUCAAGAUGGCGGAACAGAAACGAGCAGACGCUCUGGCACAUGCGUCCAAAGACCCCCUGAAGCUUAACAGCUCGGCGCGGGGGCACUUCCGUCGGGAAGUUUGGAUGUAUCAUACCCUUAUGCUUUUCGCCAGAGAAAUCAGUAUGCCGGAAUGGCAAGGCUUGGUCGGACUCUACGAACAGCAGUCCAAGCCAUCUUACCAGAAUGAGUUCCGAGAGAAUAACCUGGCCUGGAAGAAGUCGGCUCGCAAACCGACGCUUGACGAGCAGGAACUGCUCUUUACCCACCAAGAGAAGGAGAAGGAAGGUGAGGGUAUCACCAUGGCCGCACGUAAGCUGACCGUGCGACGCGGCAAAACUGUUCGAGCCGCGACCGGCCUCCGUCUGUCUUCCAACGACAAAAAACGUGGAGGCAAAAUUGAGCCGUGUGAGGCGUUUGCCGGCACGCUGCGGGAGACGCUGAACAUGAUUGCCGAGGAACAGGACUUUGCCGUGCAAUUCUUCCAUCUCGAUUCUCUCGCCACCGCUGAUUUCACUGAUCUGGUUGCUUCUACAACCCCGGAUGCCCGUGAAUGUCCGGACUUCUCUAAAAGACAUCCGCACGAUCCAGACAGGGCGAUGUCGAAGCGAGUCGAGCACAUCAUGGAUGAGAUUUACUCAUUCUGGCCGACCGACAUGCAGAACCUCAUUGAUUGGGCUGUCCACGACGAUCCUAUGCAAGGAAUUGGCAUCCUGUUUGGUCUGGAGUCUGCCAUGACUGAUUUGGAUGACACUAAUCAAGAGUUCAUCCUCCACGCUCUCCAAAAGCUUCACUCCCGUUUAAUGGGACUCUUCAAUCGCUUCGUGGACGAGCAGAUCCGGGGCAUCGAGGACACCAAGGUGAAGAUCAACAAGCGCAAGGGCGUGAUUUCCUUCAUGCGGGUCUUCCCCCAUUUCUCCACCGCGAUUGAGAAUAUGCUGAAUCACCCAUCCGGCGAGUUCUGUGACGUCCGGAUCAGCGUCAACGAUGCCUAUGACCGCAUCAAUCGUGCCAUGUGGGAGUCUCUCAAGUUCAUUGCCAAGGAAGCGCCCGGACAAGUCGCCGGAGUGUCCGCCGCGGCUGGCGACCCAGAGGACAAGGAGGCCCUGAACUACCACAUUCUCCUCAUCGAGAACAUGAACCAUUACGCGGAAGAGGUGCUCGUGCACAACCUGCCCGUGCUCGAACGCUGGGUCGAGCGGGCCAUCCGGGACUACGAAGAGCACAUGAAGCUCUACCUCGACGCCGUGAUCCACCGCCCGCUAGGUAAGCUCCUCGACUUCCUCCGGUCCGUGGAGGGCCUCCAGGAAGCGAACAACAAUGCCGACAUUGCCGCUCGCUCCAGCCACUCCCGCGCGGUCGCGAAGAAGGUUCUCUCGUCCUACGACUCUAAGGAAAUCCGGCGGGGCAUCGAGCUGCUCAAGAAGCGCGUCGAGAAGCAUUUCGGCGAUGCCGACGACCCAGGACUCAGCCGCAGCCUGGUACUCAAGGUACUGCGGGCAUGCGAGGCCCGGUACGAGGAUGCGUACGAUCGCACCAAGCGCAUCAUCGACAGCGUGUACGAAGGACAGCUGGAGCUGGAGUGGCGCAAAGAGGAGCUGCAGACGAUGUUCCGGAAGUAG
Molecule: messenger RNA, 4434 nt
Organism: Penicillium lagena
Lineage: Eukaryota; Fungi; Ascomycota; Eurotiomycetes; Eurotiales; Aspergillaceae
Product: GTP-Rho binding exocyst subunit SEC3
Exons: 4
Coding region: 1-4434 (1477 amino acids)
Biological process (GO): exocytosis; Golgi to plasma membrane transport
Cellular component (GO): plasma membrane; exocyst
Molecular function (GO): phosphatidylinositol-4,5-bisphosphate binding
Source: RefSeq, a predicted model, not a curated record